This is a messenger RNA of Symbiodinium natans, 2565 nucleotides long. The record is from the annotation of a GenBank genome assembly. NCBI's taxonomy places the organism in Eukaryota, Dinophyceae, Suessiales, Symbiodiniaceae.
AUGUUGAUACAGAUGUCAAGCCCCGGAAACCCAUCAUGUUGGGUUCGUGACCGGAGCUGGCAUCGCUGCUGCUCAGCGGCUGCAGGCUGCUUUCAAACAGGCAGCGCUGAGGAGUCAUUCGAGGCUUGCUGCCGCCGCACUUUCGAGCUUCAGGCUCCAAGAGCAGCCUUGGUGGCACAGGCACGGCUGAGGCCAGGUCUGCACCCCGCAUCCAUUUCCGCACAUCAAGCGGUUCAUGUGCCUACAGGUUCCUUCCAAUGCUUCGGUUUGACACCAGACUUCUUCGACGAGAAGCCGCAUCUGCCCUCAUGGCCCACGCCGCAGCGAUGUCCCGGAGGAGUCGACAUCUUCCCCAUUGCCAUUGGCAUUCCCGACGAGCUAAUCGUGCCAUGUAUCCCAUUCAAGAAGUUUGACUAUGCGCUGGUGUGGCCCGGUGAUCGAAGCACCUACAGCUUCAACUCACGAAGCCGUGAAGACACCGCUGCAUACCAUGCGCAUCUUCGGCAGGCUUGGUUCGCCGUCACUCGGCCGAAGGGCGGCUGGGAUUGCCUCCGACAUUAUGAGAUCCUGGCAGCUGGGACAGUGCCCUACUUCGUAGACUUGACCAGGGCGCCCUCGCGCAAGAUUCCGUUCCUGCCCGCUCACUUACUUGGAAUGGCAAAAAAAUUGCCGGGGGUUUACGAAGGACGAUUGGAUCCAACGGCCUUCCAGAUGCGCGACUAUGUCGAGACAGCAGCGCCUCUUCUACGAUACACGAAGCACCGUUUGGCAGCUUCCAAGCUUGCAGAGUAUCUGCUGAGCCAUCUGCAGAUGCACCGCCGCACCAUCCUCUUCCUCUUACCGCCAGACGGCUACCAUUCGGGAGGCUAUCUUUCGCGCAACAUCUUCUAUGGCUUGCAGAAGGUUCUUGGAUCUGCAAGUGUUGUUGAUUAUCCGUUUUUCUCCGAGAUGUACGCGGCACAUGGGAGGACGGACAUGUCGACUACCGGACUGCUUGGCGCUCCAGCCUUGCGACUCAACCAUACCCAUGUGGAACAUCGACUCAGAGCCCAUGAGUUUGGUGCUGUCAUCUACAGCAACGCCCGUGCCCCCCUGCCGUUUUGGGAUCUCGUUGCUGCACGGUACACUCCAAAGGAGGUUGCUUUCCUGGAUGGUUUCGAUCACGCAAAUGGCUCCAACAUUCUCAAGUUGGCGCCGCACGGCAGGUACUUCCUCCGCGAGAUGGAGGAAGCGUGUCCAACGGGGCCUCAUUCACUCAAGACUGAUGGUAACGCAAGUGCGGCCGAGAAGGGGCGGAGGAUCUUUGCAGUUGCUUGCUUCGUCUUUGUUGAGGAAGCCAUCGCAGCCACAGGAGCUGGAGUUGUGCUACCACCGAUGCUGCUAGGAAUGUUUGGUCUAUUUGCAGUCCUGCUUUGCCUUGACAGUCUUGGUUGUGGCUCUGCGGCAGAGCUUCUCUUUCAGUUCUUGGCACCAGGAUAUAGGUUCCUGUUGAAAUGGGCUCCAGUGUUUUUCACCCCCGCGCUGGUCAAACUGCCGCUGGUUGAGGAGCCAAUUUCAGCUGGUGAGCUUUUCCGUUUGUCGGUCCUCAUCGCUUGCGGCGGUGUGCUGCAGAUGGGCUUCGUAGGCGUGGUUGCCAAAGCGAUUGCGUCUCAACAGCCCAACGAGAAGCUGAAGGAUGAAGUGGUGAACGCCCUGCCAGGGAUGACCCCAACCAAUGGAAGGGAGGCCUACCCAAGACCUGGCAGGCCCUUCAAGCGACGAUGGCUGCCGGUUUAUGCAAUCAUCAUGCUGGCGGCUUUGCUUUGUCUCAAGUUCGGUCGUGCGUCUCAGACGAUGGAGGUUUGCUUCAUGCUGUGCGCGUCCUUGCUGUCCUUCGUCUUAGGCAACUCCGCGCCACCAGCCUUGAAGACCGCUCUCCACCCCAUCUUCGCAGGCGUCUUGGGCUCAUGGCUGGCCAUCGCGCUAUGGGCGUCGCAGGACGAAACGCGCUCCUUCCAUGAUGUCUUGGUGACCUACGCCUCUCCCACCGGAGCUGGCCCACUGAUGUCACGGCUGUUAAGCCCACUUGUCAUUGCUUUGGCAUUGCUGCUGUUUGAACGCAGGCGGCUCUUGCAACGCGACUUCGCGCUCAUCAUUGCAACGUCCAUGCUGGCAGCAGUAUUCGGCCUGUUUGGCACAGCCGUGAUCGCGCGGAUUCUGCAGCUGCCGAAGGCUUUGGCUGCAUCGACUGUAUCACGGUACUGCACAGCACCCUUGGCUUUGGCAGUGUCUUCCUCGCUACACUCUUCUGCCCCACUUACCGUGGCUGUGGUUGUAGCAUCUGGCUUCCUCGGCAUUUUCGUGGCAAGGCCCUUGCUGCGCUGGUUGGAGGUGGAUGGCUCACGAGAGCGCGGUCUGGCAAUCGGAGCAGUGUCACACGUACUCGGUACGGUGACUUUGGCUUCUUGGGAUGAAGCAGCAGUGCCCUACUGUGCGCUUUGCUUCGUCCUCUCCAGUGGCUUUGCGGCAGCUCUGGCAGCCAUUCCGCUUGUGCAGGCCUCACUGCUGUGCAUUCUACCCAGCUGA